Alligator mississippiensis (American alligator) is the source of this 1129-nucleotide messenger RNA. Its product is annotated as factor in the germline alpha-like. Gene Ontology annotation, molecular function: protein dimerization activity; DNA-binding transcription factor activity, RNA polymerase II-specific; RNA polymerase II transcription regulatory region sequence-specific DNA binding. The transcript is spliced from 2 exons. Lineage: Eukaryota; Metazoa; Chordata; Crocodylia; Alligatoridae. Bases 52 to 696 code for a protein of 214 amino acids. Gene Ontology annotation, biological process: regulation of transcription by RNA polymerase II; developmental process. The record is from RefSeq and is a predicted model, not a curated record.
UUGUCCGCUCGAGGAGCAGGCACGGGGUGCCCUGCGGGGGGGGGGGGCGCUAUGAACUCCCCUUCCAGCCCGCUCCUGUCCGCACUGAACGAGCCUGCCCCCGGCCCGCACCCAUCUCCCCGCACGUCCUCCACUCCGCCCCGUCCUUGCUGCCCCGCCGGUCCUUCCCGCGCCGCAGCUGCGGGCACGUGGGCUCCGGCCCCUCGCCCCGCACCUGUGCAGCAGCCGGGCCCGGUGCGGCGGAGCCCGGCCCUUCCCGCCCGCCCGCCCGCCCGCAUGGAGAAGGAGAAGGAGCGGGCGCCCCCGCCGCUAGCCCCGGUCCCGGCCCCGGAGGUGCUGGGCGACGUGCUGCAGGAGCGCUACGGCCCCCUGCCCUCGGCAGCCGCCAUCAGCAGGAUGAGGAGGCAGCCCUCGGGCCGCUACCUGUGCACCGAGAGGCUGGAGGAGGUGCUGGAGAGGCGGCAGGCGGCCAAUGCCAAGGAGAGAGAGCGGAUCAGAGACUUGAACAGUGGUUUUUCAAAGCUGAAGAUGAUUGUGCCAUUGAUACCUAAAGACCGGAAGCCUAGUAAAGUUGAUACACUCAAAGCAGCCACUGAAUACAUACGUCUACUCCACGUGAUCUUGGAAGAAACUGAAGGCUUUGAGGUACAGGAAAACUGUCCCUUAACUCAACAUAAUCAAUUUGUUAUUCUUUAAGGGGUGCUGGUGUCAACAUGCAUGUCAGCAGACUUGGUGACUGCUUAUUAAUGUUGUUAGCAGAACCCUAAGCAUAACUCCAGCCCGACUUGUGUACAUCUUGAUCUUCAUAGUUAAUAUGCUACCUCUUUAAAAAGAGCAUGCCCUGUUCCUUCCUUCCUUUCUAUUGAGUAAAAAUACCAAAAUGAACAGGGCAGCUUCAUUUGGAAACCUGAUAACAAAUGGCAAAUGUAUUCUAUAUAACCAGUUAUCUCUACCAUGGUGACUCCGUCCUGACUUCUGUCUUGGACCAGCAGAAACUGAGGAGCUGUGGGCUAGAUGGUGACUCUUCAGCUAAAAAGCUUUGUUGGAAGAUGUCAGUCUCUUCAAGUGGUUUUGUGAGCAAUUAAAUAAAAAACUUGGUAGAUUUUUGUGUUGUUGCAAUUAAAAGCAU